AUGAUGUCUGUUUUGCAACUGGCAAACAACUCAUUCAGCGGCUCCAUGCCCAACUUUGGCAACUUAAGAUACUUGCGUAUUCUUCUUGUUUGGAUGAAUAAUCUAAGUGGAGCCGAAUCUCCAGAUCAGGAGCUAGAAUUCAUCUCCUCGUUAGCUAAUUGCCGAUUUCUAGAAGAACUACAAAUCUCGGCCAAUCCACUCAACGGUAUCCUCCCAGGCUCAAUUGGGAAUUUAUCCACAUCUCUUAAAUUUUUCCUUGCCCAAGACUGCAACGUUAAGGGAAUUAUUCCUUCUGCCAUUGGAGACUUGAGUAGUUUGCAGUAUCUAUUGUUAGAUAGAAAUCAACUGAGGGGACUCAUACCAUCAACAAUGGGAAAAUUAAGGAAACUCCAAAUAUUAGGUCUUUCGAGGAAUAGACUGGAAGGAUUUAUCCCUCUGGAUAUUUGUCAAUUACGUAAUAUGGGCGACUUUUACCUCCACACGAAUCUUCUCACAGGUCCCAUACCUGAAUGCUUUGGUGAACUUAAAUCCCUGAGAAAAAUUUACAUGAGUUCAAACAAGCUGAAUUCCACCAUACCUUCCAAUUUUUGGAAUCUUAAGGAUCUAUUGUUUCUCAACUUGUCAUCAAACAACUUUAGUGGUCAACUUCCAAAUGAGAUUGCGGGUUUGCAUGCAAUCAACACAUUAGAAUUGUCCCAUAAUCACUUCUCGGCAGAUAUUCCAAGCUCAAUCGAUGGAUGUCAAUCAUUAUAUAUCCUGAAUUUGUCCAGCAACAAGCUCGAUGGAUCUAUACCUCCAUCAUUGGGACACAUCAAAGGCUUGUUCACGUUGGAUUUAUCUAAUAACAAUCUUUCGGGGCCAAUUCCAGAGUCCUUAGAAAGCCUCAAUUUACUUCAACACUUCAAUGUGUCAGACAACAAGCUGGAGGGAAAGAUUCCCACAGCGGGCUCUUUUAUUAACUUCACAUCCCAAUAUUUUCUUCACAAUUAUGCACUUUGUGGAGAUCAAAGAUUUCAAGUGCCUGCUUGCAUUGGGAACAACACAAAAAGUUCCGGAUCAAAGAAAGGCGAUCUGUUGAUAAAGUAUAUUUUGCCUCCAUUCGUUUCCAUUAUCAUAUUGACCACCAUUAUACUAGUUGUGCUGGCAAGGAAACGUACACCAAAGAGAGGACCAAGUCCUACUGAUAUCUCACCAGGUGUCAUUUGGAGAAGGAUAUCAUACAUAGAACUUGUAAGGGGAACAAAUGCCUUUAAUGAAACCAACCUGCUGGGUAUAGGAAGCUUUGGUUCAGUUUUCAAAGGAGUGCUCAACACAGAGUUCAAAGCUUUGAUUCUUGAAUACAUGCCAAAUGGGAGCUUGGAGAAAUGCCGAGUAAUGUGUUGCUCGACGAGGAUAGCCAAGCUCUUUGAUGAUGGGGAGACUAUGGUUCAUACCAAAACUUUGGCGACCAUUGGUUACGCAGCACCAGAGUAUGGAUCAGAAGGGAGAGUGUCAACUAGUGCAGAUGUUUAUGGCUACGACAUAUUGUUGCUGGAAAUUUUUACAAGGAAAAAGCCGACAGACAAUAUGUUUUGUGAAGACAUGAGCUUAAAGGAAUGGGUCCAUGAAGCAUUACGAGAUAAUGCAGCGACUGAAGUUGUUGGUCUUGAUUUGCUAACAAGAGAAGAUGAGUACUUUCACGCAAAGGAAGAAUGUGUUUCGUCUGUCUUUAGCUUGGCGAUGAAAGAAUAA
Striga asiatica is the source of this 1731-nucleotide messenger RNA. Lineage: Eukaryota; Viridiplantae; Streptophyta; Magnoliopsida; Lamiales; Orobanchaceae. The record is from the annotation of a GenBank genome assembly.